CGGUCAAACUGGCCCUUCAGGACCCCAAGUGGAAAGCAGCGAUGGAUGAUGAAUUUCUUGCUUUACAACGCAAUAAAACUUGGGACCUAGUUCCUCGUGGUUCUCACACUCCCAUCUCAUGCAAAUGGCUUUUUCGGAUCAAACGAAAAGCUGAUGGUACCAUUGAAACAUUCAGUGCUUACAACAACCGGGUCGGGAUUACAAUGAAACAUUCAGUCCAGUUACUAAACCUGCAACUGUUCGCAUAGUACUCACUAUUGCACUUGCGCGUAAUUGGGAGCUUCGUCAACUUGACGUGAACAACGCUUUUCUUCAUGGCACACUUUCUGAAGAAGUGUAUAUGACUCAGCCCUCGGGAUACAUUGAUGCUGAACACCCGACACAUGCGUGCCGCCUCCGUAAGGCGUUAUAUGGCUUAAAGCAAGCCCCACGUGCAUGGUACCUCGAAUUAUCUCGGUUUCUUAUUGCUAUGGGCUUCCAUAAAUCUCGGGCCGAUAAUUCUUUGUUUAUCUACUCCCACUCCGGCACCAUAUUAUAUUUCCUUGUUUAUGUUGACGAUAUCGUCUUAACAGGGAACUCACCAGCAGCUAUCAAUUGAUUUGUUCAACAGCUUACGUCCAAAUUUUCUGUUAAAGAUUUAGGGGCCUUACAUCAUUUUCUCGGUAUUGAGGUAAUUCCUACAAAAGAGGGCUUAUUUUUAUCUCAACGGCAAUACAUUCAGAAUAUUCUUGAGAGUUGUGCCAUGACAGGAGCAAAGGAGUCAGUCACUCCAAUGAGCUCUUCUCUUCCUAUUCAACUGGCGGAUGGCUCUCCCCCUACCGAUUCUACUAGGUAUCGCCGAACACUUGGCCUGUUACAAUAUCUAGCGUUCACUAGACCGGACAUUGCUUUUGCAGUAAAUCGCUUGUCUCAAUACAUGCAUAGCCCAUCUGAACUUCACUGGCAGGCUGUAAAACGCAUUCUCAGAUAUUUAAAAGGGACUAUACAUUAUGGUCUCUUUCUGCAUCGCUCCACUCCCUUGCAUCUUUCUGCGUUUUCUGACUCCAGCUGGGGAAAUAUUUGUGACGAGGGUCGUUCAACAACUGCUUAUGCCAUUUACUUGGGUUCCAACGUCAUUUCAUGGAAAUCAGCCAAGCAAAAGUGUGUCUCAAGGUCUUCUACCGAGGCUGAAUAUAGAGCUGUGGCAAAUGCGAGUGCGAAAUCCUUUGGGUUCGUAAUAUUCUUUGUGAACUGGGCAUAUCUCUUAAAUCCACUCUUACACUUUUUUGUGAUAAUCAAGGUGCCACAUAUGUCUGUGUCAAUCCAGUUUUUCACUCACGUAUGAAACACCUAGCACUUGAUUUUUACUUUGUUCGUGAUUUAGUGGAGCAAGGACAGCUCAAAGUCUGCCAUAUAUCUACCAAGCUGCAAAUUGCCGAUGUUUUGACCAAACCCUUGGGAAAAGACAUGUUCCAUAAAUUCAGGUCCAAGCUGGGAGUUUCCAACAGAACCUCCAUCUUGCGGGGACGUAUUGGAUCAUAAAAUAUAGUCACGUUAUUAUUAUUAUAUUAUUACGUGUACAUUAUUAUUUGUACUUAUCAUGUACUGUCUUUGUACUUAUCAUCUCAUGCUCCUUAGGAUCAGCAUGUACGUUCCUAGUUAGUUAUUAGGAGUUCUUAUCCUUUAGCUCCUGUCAUGUAUAUAUAUUCAUCCACAAGUGUACGUAUGAAUACAUGAAAUACAAACUCAUUGAACAGUAAAA
Messenger RNA from Cuscuta europaea, 1741 nucleotides. NCBI's taxonomy places the organism in Eukaryota, Viridiplantae, Streptophyta, Magnoliopsida, Solanales, Convolvulaceae. The record is from the annotation of a GenBank genome assembly.